AUGGACGCGGAACUGUCGACUGCCAUCUUAGCAGCCGUCAUUGACCCCACGAUUGUGAUUGGAGAAGAUGGAAUCAUAGUUUACUUCAACCCUGCGGCAUGUCAAGCCUUUCAAAUGGACGCCGACAGUGUUGUUGAAAACAAACUGAACGUGUCAUCCUUGAUGGCCAACGAAUCAGAGGCACAUCAGCACGAUCAAUUCAUGCUAAAUUACAAAGAAACUGGUAUGAAGAAAAUGAUUGGACGGAAUCGAAGGGUUCUCGCCAAACGAUCCGACAACACCACCUUUUAUGCGUCCUUGUCCAUUUCCGAAGUCACUCUCGGCGGCGACAUCUUCUUUGUGGGAACACUCCGAGAUGUCACAGAGACCAUGGAGCGAGAAGAACUCUUCCGAAAUGUCAUUGAUGAGGCAGUCGAUGCGAUCUUUACCAUCAAUGAAAAGGGAAUCAUUACUCUCGUCAACAAGAGUGCUCAGAAAAUGUUUCAUUACAAAGAACACGAACUCAUCGGAAACAACAUUAGCAUGCUCAUGCCACAACCGCAUCGAGCCAUGCACGAUCAGUAUUUGGAAGCCCAUUUCAAAACGGGCAUUCAGAAAAUGAUUGGUACCGAUCGCACCGUCACGGCCCAACGAAAGGAUGGGACCGAGUUCAAGUGUCGAUUGGGUCUCUCCAAGAUUGAAACCGCCGGCACAAGUGGAGCAAGCGAGCAAGGAGGUACCACCUUUGUGGGUCUCUUGCACGAUCUGACGUUGGAACUUGCCGUGCGGGAAGCAGAUGCCCGUGCCGAACUGGCCGAUCGCAUGCGAAAACAAAAGGCAUUGUUUUUGGCUUCCAUGAGUCACGAAAUUCGAACCCCCCUCAAUGGUAUUUUUGGCAUGCUGGAACUCUUGCAAUCCACUCAAUUGGAUUCGGUCCAGACGGAAUGGCUGGCCACAUGCUCCCGAUCCGCACAGUCCUUGACGACCAUUUUGGAUGAUAUUUUGCUGUUUAGCAGGGCAGAUGGUGGUGGCAUUAGUCUGGAACGCCUCUCCUUUAACAUUCGCGACACAAUUGAAGAUGCGGUCACCGUAAUGGCACCCAAAACAAACGACAAUGCCAUAGAUCUGGUCUAUACUGUGGCGCGGUCGGUUCCAGAUUUUGUCAUUGGCGAUCCCACAAGGCUUCGACAAAUUUUCCUAAUCUUGCUCAGCAAUGCUCUCAAGUUUACCCAAGUGGGGCAUGUCGCCUUGGAAGUCAGUGUCGAGGGCGUCGAGGACGACUCUGAUGAUGAUUCGGAAACGGACGACGAGGAUUUCCUAGACAAGAGUAAAAAAACAGUGGACGACAAUAAAGUUGUCUUGAAGUUUGAAGUCUCGGAUACUGGUAUUGGUAUAUCCAAGAAGCAUAUCAAGAAGCUGUUCCAGCCGUUUACGCAGGCCGAUGACAGUACCACACGACAGUACGGUGGCACUGGGCUUGGUCUGUCGAUCGCCCAAAAGCUAGUGUCUCUGAUGGACGGGGACAUCAAGGUCGAAUCGCGCCCAGGUCGAGGUUCUACCUUUUCUUUCACCAGUGUGCUUGAGAAGGACCCCGACGGUUCUUCUAGCUCUGACCUGCAUGACAAUGUCUCUGAAGAAGACUUGAAGCUGCUCAAGAACGUUCACAUUCUGUCGAUUGACGACAAUGCAGUGAACACGGCCUACCUUGUCAACCUUCUCAAGAUAAUUGGAUGCGAUGUCAAAGGUGCGAGGUCUGGUACCAAUGGAAUCGAAUUGUUGAAACUUGCAGCCCUUCGAGAAGACCCGUAUGAGAUUGUGCUGCUGGACUUUGCAAUGCCGCACAUGUCUGGUUUGGAAGUUGCCGAGUUUAUCGCCUCAUCCCAGUCAAUUGCCAACACCAACGUGCGCAUCAUCAUGCUCGGGUCAAUUGACGUGCAUCGCUCCAUUGCAGCCUGUCCUCAUGUCCAUGGAUUCACCACAAAACCGAUCCGUCGCUUUCCUCUCAUCAAAAUGAUUGUGGAGCAGCUGAAGAUUAAGCGUGGUAUGUUGUCACUGACAAAUACCGCCAGGCUAGAUUUGGCAAAGGAGGAUGGCCAUAACGACGAGUCUGAAGAUGAAAUACCAGGUCCGGUGCAAAGUUUGGAGCGGAGGGCUAGCGUGGGCUUCAGUAACAAUGGCCAACGACCUAAUCCUUUGUCAAUCUUGUUGGUCGAGGAUAAUCUAAUCAAUCAAAAGGUGAUUGUAUCAAUUCUGACUCGCUGGAAAUGUCAAGUGACCACAGCGCUUAAUGGACUUUCCGGAUUUGAAGAAAGAAUUUCUCAUCGUGGCAAAAGGGCAUUCGAUCUCUGCCUGAUGGAUCUACACAUGCCUCUUUGCGACGGCUCCCAGUGUGUCAAGAUGAUCAGAGAGUGGGAGGAGGAGAAUAACCAGGAUGCCUUGAAGAUUGUCGCAGUUACUGCUGACGCGGACAAAGACACUGAGGAAGCCUGCCUUUCGGGAGGCUUUGACGAAUUUCUUCCCAAACCGCUGAGGAAAAAUGCUUUGAGAGACAUGGUUGUGAAGGUUUGCGGAGAGGACCGCUUGAGCACAGAAGUACAGAAACCUCUACGAUCCGCUGCCAGUGGGGGGCCUACUCCUAGAAGCCCAUCACCACCUGCUGGGGCCUCACAUGUCCUGGUGGUAGACGACGCGCCGACCAUGCGACUUCUCUUGCGCACUUUUCUGGUCGGAAUGGGCUGCAUCGUCUCAGAAGCAUCGUCUGGAGAGAGCGCGGUGGAACUCGUUAGAACUUCACUUGCCGACAAAUCAGAACGAAUUGAGAUGGUAAUCUGUGACAUGAGGAUGCCACCAGGUAUAAAUGGUAUCGAGACAGCGCGGCGCAUCAAGGAGAUUCCUGGUACGGAGGAUUUGCCCAUCAUUGGGAUGACAGCCGACGACGUAGACAGAGGAGCUGCUGAAAGGGCGCAAGGGGUCGGAAUGGUAUCUUUGGUUUCCAAACCUGUAGGGAGGGCGGCCAUAGCAAGGUUCCUCGCCGACUAUACAGGGACUGUCGGGUCGUCACCGAGGGAGAAAAACGAGAACGAAAGCCCUGAGACUUUUGACAAAGAACGAGCUUUGGACAAUUGUUCAGGUGACAAGGCUUUGCUCAAGACGCUAUUGGGUGACAUUGGCAGAGACCUCAAGGUGCGCGCGGAUGAGCUUCGCACAUCGGUGAGCCGCAAGGACAGUGCUCGCGCAGCGGAAAUUGCUCACAACAUCAAAGGCUUGGCAGGAAUGUGCGGCUUUGACCGGCUCAUGAAGGCUGCAAAGCAAUUACAAGAAAGCGCCUCGCAAAGUGACUAUCUGGAAGUUCGAAAUAAGAGCCAAGUUGUAAUGGACGAGAUUCAGGCUACGGUCAAGAUUGCAGAGGAAUAUGAUCCUCUCACGGGGUAA
This is a messenger RNA of Cylindrotheca closterium, 3411 nucleotides long. Lineage: Eukaryota; Bacillariophyta; Bacillariophyceae; Bacillariales; Bacillariaceae. The record is from the annotation of a GenBank genome assembly.